AUGCUUUACGACCUCAACAUAGCCUGGUCGCCAUCCACGACGCAGGACCAGCUUUUACAAACCCUCACCCUCUCCUCGUCACUCGGAUACUCUACUGUCGCGCUCAACCACACCCUCACGUUGCCACUUCCUCCUAACCUCACCGCACCAUUCCCGACCAUACCACCUUCGUCAACCUCCAAGCUCCCAAAUAUUCUUCACCGCGCGACUCUUCCACUGUCAGAUCCGUCGGCUAAUAACUACCGGAUCCCAUUCCUCACCUCGACAUACGACAUCAUCGCGGCUCGCCCACUGACGGAUAAGGCUUUUCAGAAUGCCUGCCUCACACUCGAUGUCCCUAUAAUAUCGAUGGAUUUCACGCAGCACUUGCAAUUUCACUUUAAACCGAAACCGUGCAUGGCUGCUGUUUCGCGCGGCAUUCGCUUUGAGGUCUGCUACAGCCAAGCUCUGUCCGCCGAUACCCGAGGCCGCGCCAACUUCAUCUCAAACGUUACCAGUCUCAUCCGAGCGACACGCGGCAGAGGCUUGAUGAUCAGCAGUGAAGCCAAGGAUGUGCUGUCCCUACGAGCGCCUGCGGACGUGGUCAACUUGCUUAGCGUAUGGGGGCUAGGCAACGAAAAGGGUAUGCAGGGCCUUGGAGAGGCACCGCGGUCAGUGGUUGUGAACGAAGGCCUCAAGAGAAAUGGGUUCAGGGGUGUUAUCAACAUCGUCGGAGUUGCGGAGGAAGCGACAGGAGCAGAUGAUGAGGAUGGCAAGACAUUGGCAGGGAAGAAGAACAAGAACAAAGCACAAAAUCGGAACCAAAAGCGUAAAAAUGGCGAGGAGGAGUCUCAGCAGAUCAGCAAAAGACAGGCCAAGAAGAUGAAGCUGGCCUCGAGGGCUGCAGGAGCUGAGAAAUAA
Messenger RNA from Fusarium sp. VM40, 900 nucleotides. The record is from the annotation of a GenBank genome assembly. NCBI's taxonomy places the organism in Eukaryota, Fungi, Ascomycota, Sordariomycetes, Hypocreales, Nectriaceae.